Molecule: messenger RNA, 591 nt
Organism: Rhizophagus irregularis DAOM 181602=DAOM 197198
Lineage: Eukaryota; Fungi; Glomeromycota; Glomeromycetes; Glomerales; Glomeraceae
Source: RefSeq, a predicted model, not a curated record
AUGUCUUUAUCUUCAGCAGAUGAGCCUGUACUUCAGGUAAUUGUGGAAAAUUUACUGCCACCAAAAUAUUGUGUUCCAGAACUUGCAUUGGUAAUAAAUGGUAAAAAGUCAAAAGGAACAGGUCGUUUUGGUUUUUCAGAUAUUUUUGUCUUGAGUAAAACAGGAAAUAAUAAUGUUAGCUUAGAAUUGAAAUAUAUUUCAUUAAUUGGUUUGAUAGGAAAUCAGAGAGAUAAUUUUAAUGCAAAUGAUCUGGAAAAUCUUGACAAAAUUCUUGAAAAGGAAGAUGAAGAAUCUUUAUUAAAUAGAACAUAUACAUUUUGGUUAAAAGAAAAUAAAAAAACAAAUAAAAUAACUGUAGGUGAAGUGUUAAAUAAUGGAAUAAGCCUAUUAAAACAGUAUAUGAAUACAAUUUCAAAAGGAAAAAAUGUUAAUUAUUCCAGUUCAGGGGUAUUUGAUAAACAUGUUAAAAUAACUGCAUCAAAUAAUCCUAAUAAACUAAAAGGAUUUGUCAUAUUAGUGGUUGGUUUUCGUCAUAUUUUAUGGAGACCUGUAGAAGAAGUAAUAACUAAUUAUACAUAUAAUAAGGUUUAA